AUGGUAGAGUGUUUCUUUCGAAAACCUGACUGGAAAACCGAAAAUCGACCUGUUCGUCAACAAAUACUGCGUUCAACUUAUUUAUUAAGACGAAAAAAUUCUAAAAUAUAUAUUGUCGAAGAUUUAACCAAACGUACGUUGGAUUUGUUUCACGCUGCACGUGAUGCAGCUGGUGUAUCUGAGAAAAAAAUGAUUGUCACUAGAAAUGGUCAUGUUUAUCGAAAGGUAUCAGAUAAUUCAUUAAAAAAGGUAACUGUAGCUGAGAUUGUAGUUACUCAACACCAGCAAAAACAACAGCAAUCCCAGACCGGUCCUUCAACGUCAUCUACAGGUGACGCGGAUAUGGUACUUAAGGACAGACUAGAUGAUGACCUAGUUCAGGUAAUUAGUCGAGAGCAAGAACUAGCUAGUGCUUAG
Molecule: messenger RNA, 417 nt
Organism: Didymodactylos carnosus
Lineage: Eukaryota; Metazoa; Rotifera; Eurotatoria; Philodinida; Philodinidae
Source: the annotation of a GenBank genome assembly